Molecule: messenger RNA, 4301 nt
Organism: Penaeus vannamei (Pacific white shrimp)
Lineage: Eukaryota; Metazoa; Arthropoda; Malacostraca; Decapoda; Penaeidae
Source: RefSeq, a predicted model, not a curated record
CUACGCCAUCGUCAGUGUAGUGUAAGGUGUCAGAGAGAGGAGAGUGAUCCAUGAGUAAUGACGAUUCAAUUAUUCGCCUCUGUGAAGGUGAACGUUUCAUAAGUGAGAUAGAACUGAUAGGUUGUUCACACGCGCGGCGAGAACCAUAGCGUGACAAGGGACCUACGGAGGAACAUGGCAGGAGAGAGGGCAGACAGCGGCGCCGACCUGGACCUAUGGACAGAGGAGCCCGAGCACGACCUUCACAACAUCACCCCCGAGGACGAUGACGACGUCUUCGAACUGUCUUCACCCCGGAACGACCACGACGACCACGACGACCAGCAGCAGCAGCAGCAGAAACAGCCGCGACGACCCCGCGUGGACCCCCUGCCGAAACCCUACAGGAAGAAGAGUGUCUACGAGAUGGAGGGUGCGGAGGAGGCCAGGGGCAGCAGCAGCAGUAGUAGUAGCAGCAGCAGCAGCGGCAACAGCAGCAGCAGCAGCACGCCCUCGCCGCCAUCAGCACCAGCGGCCUGUGGAGCAUGAGCGGGGCGGCGCUUCUCCGGGCCGGGCUCGUCCCCAGCAUCCUGCACCGCCUGCACCCCGGCUUCACCUUCCCCAGCAUCGUCUCGCCCAUCCAGCUGUCGCAGCCGGCCGCGCCCGAAGCCUCCCGACGCCCGCGCCCGCCCAGCCCACCCCCUCCCCUGCCCCGCGACGGGCGAGGGGCCCCGGGAGGCGCCCGCGCCCGGCGCGGGGGCGCCGUGCCUCCGCCUGACGCAGUUCCCGAGCUCGCCGCCCUCGCCCGCGGAGGACACGGGCGGCCUGGUGACGCUGCACUCGCUGGGGUCGUGGCGCGACUCGGGCUACGUGCCCUCGCCCUCGUCCGCCCACUCGUUCACCUUCUCCAGCGACGAGGACGAGCCCAAGUGGAGCCAGCAGGCGGGGCAGGCCGGCGUGGGCGUGACGCCGCCCAUCGCCAUCCCGCACUCCCGCCGCCGCCCCGCCCACCACCAGGCCAUCCGGGAGGAGGCCACUGAGGGCGAGAAGGAGGAGAAGCAGGAGGCGCCCGAGGACUGGACGCCCGUGCUGCGGGGGAGGACGCGCUCCUGCCCGGACACCAUGCGCCCCCCCGGCCCCCUGCGCGCGCCCGUGCCCCGCUUCCCGCCCACGCUCACGCCCAAGCCCUCCCACGGCCGGAACUGGUCCACGCCCGCCACCACGCCCGACGGCCAGCCCAUUCUCAUGCCCACGCCCGCCUUCACGCCCACGCCCCUGGAAGCGCGGGCGGCGUCCUCGAGAUCCUCACGGGACGCGCUCAUCGACCUGACGGAGGAAGACGGAGGAGGCGUAGGACACCGGCGACGCGUGCUGGUGCUGGCCCUCCCAGACCUGGUGGCCGACACUGAGGGCAGAGCCAGCGGGUCGUGCACGCCCCCGUCCUCCGCCCACUCCCCCACGGAGGCCAAGGGCUCACGGGUGUCGUUCAGCCACGCCGUCAGCAACGCGACCGGCGGCGCUACCAGAAUCCACUCCCGGCCAGCUUGGAGCCGCCCUCGGGCUCUGUCUUGUGACGUCACGCUGGAGGUCGAGUUGGGGCAAGAGCUCAGGAGGAUCGGCGACACCUUCCACCGAGCUCAUGCUAUGGCCAUGAAUGAGGAAGCAAGUGUCUGGAGUCGACUGCGCAGGAGUUUUCGCUCCUCAGGCUCCCGCUCCACCCUCACUACAUCGUAAGAAUCACCAUCAACUCACCAGUGAAUUCAAGGUUAAGAAUUUCACUUGUGAGAAGAAACCAUGGAAGACUUCAGCUGGUUUUCAGAGGAAAUGUUAUAUAUCAAAUUUUCUAAUUCUAAGUAGAUGAUUGUUCUGUAACCAGUUGAGGUUGAUUAUUUACUCGUGCCUUAUGUACUGCAUUGUAUAAUCAGUCCAAGAACCUUUGACAUUUGGUAAUAUGUAGUAGGGUUAUGUUGCAUGCCUGUUGUAGCAUAUGAUGUUUAUGGUUUGGUAAAGUUAAGUAUAAUGCAUUUACUAUUUAUAACAAUCUUUCAUCAAGUUGUAGUGUAAUACUUGUUAUGUGUAAUUUAAAUUCAUUGUUAACAUGAUUAUAUUACACCUGCAUAGUGUUGCUCAAGAAUUAAGGUUUGGUGCCAUAACAUUUUCCCUUUAGAUGUCUGAUGAAUUUUGCAGGACUGUAUAACACUCAUUAAGUGUAGCACUAAGAUGACAUUUACAUAAAGACAUGUAUGGGUAUUAUAAAUGCGCGUGGAAUUACUUGUUCUUCAGCUUGUGCAAGUCAUUGAAUAUUGCUCAUAACCAAUAAGUAAAACUCCCUUUGUGCUCAUAAGUAACAGAGAUGAAAUAGAAGUGCAGAUGUUGCUAUUAUCUAAAUCAUAAUUGAUAUGUAAUAUCUUUAAGUGAAAAACUUGAUAGCUAAAAAGAUUUUAGAAAGUUGGAUAUGGAGUUACAGUUUCAGAAAUGAAUCUUUAAGCUAUUAUGCUUUUGUUGAUAAAGGCAUGCAAGUUAAUAACCAAUAUGUCCAGCAACUUCUAAUUAAUGUAAAUACAGGGUAUUAUUAGUGUAUAGGAAUAAUGUCAUUAGGUGUUACUGGAACAUACAAGUUAUUAUGUAUAAAAAAAUGCUUUUGGUUUGCUGUACAAAGUAAAAUAAAUCAAGUUGUAGGAUUUUCUGUAACCAAAAGUUUUGCCAAAAUUGGGCAACUUUAUUUCAAAUUAUUACAAUGUUAAUAAUUGUAUUUGAAAUACCAGUGAAUUGACAUUUAUUUACUGAAAAAAUAGUAAUAGGUUGUAAGUUUUGUGAUUAUUGAUCUCAUUAGUUAACUUUGUACAUAGUACUUGUGCAUUUGAAAAGAAUGGAUAUUUUGCAUUUCGAGAGAGCAUUCACUUGUCUCAUUAUAAACUUUGCAUUAGAGGAACUUUUGGGUGUUGGAUGAAUUUUCCAGCUGUAAACUGCAGGUGGACUUGUUGGGUUGGAUUUUAAAAGCAAAGAUAACAUAGCAAGCAAGGUCUUCUUCAGUAUUUAGGAGAUUUAUAUAUUUUUUACACCUGUAUGUUUUAUUCAGGAGCAUUGGUGGUGCUGAGUGUCCAUGGUAGAGAAAGGUUGUUUUUAUUCAUGAUGUCCACUUAGAUUCACAAAUGAAAAAGGAAUUACUUGUCAGUAGUUUUGAAAAGUUGUCUCCAGAAUUAAGUCCUUGAGUAUUUAGAACCUAUAUACUAAAUUUGUAAACCAGUACCUUCUCCCUUUUUAGAAAAAAAAAAAUUGUAUGUAUAUAUAUUUAUCCUUUUUAUUUAAUGAGAAGAAGUGAAAGGUAGACUAUUCUAGUUUUGAUUGUGAUUUUUACCUAAGAAUUUGUGUGAGUAAUGUGGCCUUAACCCUUCAGUUAUGGAAGAGGCUAUAAUCGUCAUGACAUAAUGGCCUAUGAUGUAUAUACAUGUCAUGACUCGAACAGGUGGGCUAUACACAGUCUAGGCCUUGCCACAAAGUCUACACUGUUGCGUAAUUUUACAUCACAAAAAAUUCUGGCGCUGUCAUGAUAGAGACAAAAUAGUUAUUUUUACUGAUCAAUUUUUGAAUUUGAUUUAAUUGGGAGGAAUCAUCAGUAUUGUCACUGACACUUGUAUGUAAAUAAUAAUUUGUCUUUCAAAUCCUAUACUAGAAAAUCUAUGGACCUCACAUUCCAUGCUCAGAUGUAAAGUGAUAUAUAUGAAAUUGUACAUAUUCUGUAUUGGUUUUCCCUCAUUAUGAAAUUCAAAAACCUCUCUUGUAUAUAUAUUAAAGGUGCUCUUAAAAGAUUUGCAUCAUGAUUAAUGUUUAAUGAGUAAAACAGUAAUGUGGAAAUGUGGAGAUAACAACCAGAAUGAUAAUGCUGGAUGGUAUAUUGAAAAUUGAUUUAUAUAGCUCAGCCAUUUCUGUGUUCAUUUAAAAGUGUUUGUGCUCAACUAGGUAUGGAUUUACUAGUAUGUCAGUGUAAGUUUGCAGUGAACAUGUGCCAGCCAAUUAAUUACUAAGAAUGUUUUCACGGUCUUUUAUGUAAUGUAUUAUCCACUGCCAGCAUUGCUCACAUUAUGAUUGAGUAUGAUGUAAAGAAUGCUGUCUACUCACAUGAUGUUGGUAUCUUUCUGAAUCGUUGAUUGAUGAUUUAGUGGUUGAGUGAGAAAAUUAGUUUCGCAGAAGACACCCACAUACUCGCACCCAAAUACACAGACACUCAUGCACACACAUGAACAUAGACACACACACACGCACACAUGCACACACACACACACACACGCAUGCAUGCACGCACGCACGCACACACACACACG